GCAGGGUGGCGAUGGAGCAGUGAGAGGAGAGAGUCAGAGAAGAGACACAGACCCUCAAGCUGCUUCAGCAAGACAGACUCCAUCAUCUCAUCUCAUCUCGUCUCAUCUCGUCUCGUCUGGCGGUCAUCAUGGCUUUAUCCCACGUGUCUGUGCUGAGUGUGAUUCUCUGUGCCUUGGCACUCGUCCUCCACAGCGAUCCGGCAGAGGCUCAGGCGGACUUGGCACUGGACUGCUGCCUGACAGUUAGCCACAAAGUCAUCCCUAAACAAGUCCUCCUCACUUACCGGAAGCAAUUCAGAGUCGACGGCUGCCCCCGAGAUGCUGUCGUAUUCAUGACAAGGAAGGCUUUGAGGCUUUGCGCCCCACCUGCAGCGGAGGAGGAAUGGGUUAAAGACACAGUCAAGUUUCUGGACACCAGAUUGAAGAAGUGCAAAGAAAUCAAAUUCCACGGCAAACGCUGUCAAGGCCUGAGGGAUUUGUCUUUUUAACACAUAUACACGUGCAUAUAUGCUUUUAAUGGCAGCUGAUGAAGUCACUGUGACCUAGCUCGCUUCUGUUUCUGUAACACAUUUAGGUUCUUCCUCUUUUCAGCAUUUUCAACCUAAAUUGUUGAAAGACUCCAAGCUGUUUGAUCUUUUCGGUAGUUGCUGUUGUGUGAACAAAUAACUCUAUUUUUUAUACAAUCAUCUUGUUGCGUUUUUUUUAAAUUGAAUAAAUUGGUUGACAACAAA
This is a messenger RNA of Puntigrus tetrazona (Sumatra barb), 731 nucleotides long. It is a transcript of the gene ccl19a.1, whose product is annotated as chemokine (C-C motif) ligand 19a, tandem duplicate 1. Gene Ontology annotation, biological process: positive regulation of GTPase activity; monocyte chemotaxis; cellular response to tumor necrosis factor. Gene Ontology annotation, cellular component: extracellular region. Gene Ontology annotation, molecular function: CCR chemokine receptor binding; chemokine activity. The record is from RefSeq and is a predicted model, not a curated record. NCBI's taxonomy places the organism in Eukaryota, Metazoa, Chordata, Actinopteri, Cypriniformes, Cyprinidae. The transcript has 4 exons. Bases 129 to 488 code for a protein of 119 amino acids.